This is a messenger RNA of Nyctereutes procyonoides (raccoon dog), 2753 nucleotides long. RefSeq names its product solute carrier family 39 member 5 (gene SLC39A5). Gene Ontology annotation, biological process: intracellular zinc ion homeostasis; zinc ion import across plasma membrane; BMP signaling pathway. The coding region runs from base 314 to 1936 and encodes 540 amino acids. The transcript has 13 exons. The record is from RefSeq and is a predicted model, not a curated record. Gene Ontology annotation, cellular component: membrane. Lineage: Eukaryota; Metazoa; Chordata; Mammalia; Carnivora; Canidae. Gene Ontology annotation, molecular function: zinc ion transmembrane transporter activity.
CUUCCCACCACCCACCAUAACCCAGGUGACCCUUGCCCGCCAGCCUGCCUGCCCCCCCACAGCUGGAACCGAGAAGGCUGUGUCCCCCUUCCUCUGGGCGUCCUUCCAGUCUCUGGCUGUCAGGCACCUGGAGGCUGAGCCCCGCUCCCUGUCCUGACUCAGGAGCCUCUGAGCGUCCACCAUACGGCCUGAGUGGGGCCUGAGUGGGACCUACGGUGACAGCUCUCCUACUGCCAAUGAGGGGCACAGUCCUCAGGAUGUUCCAAGGGGAAUAGAAGCCGGAACCAGAGCCUCCAACCCAUUCCCCCCAAUAAUGGGGCCCCCAAUGAGUCACCUGCUAGCUGGCCUGUGUGUGGGGGUGACCUUGGGCUUGGUAGGGGGCUCAGCCCCCAACCUGGGCCCCGCUGAGCAGGAGCAGAACCACUACCUGGCCCAGCUGUUUGGCCUGUAUGGGGAGAAUGGGACGCUGACAGCAGGGGGCCUGGCGCGGCUUCUCCACAGCCUGGGGCUAGGCCGAGUACAGGCGCUCCGCCUGGGACACCACGGACCUCCAGCUGGCCGGGCUGCACCCCCAGCUGGAGACAAUUACACGCACAGAUCACAGGACCCUGAGCUGAGUGUGGAUGUCUGGGCUGGGCUGCCUCUGGGUCCCUCAGGGUGGAGUGACCCAGAGGAGCCGAAAGGCCCAGCAUCACCCCAUGGGCCAGCCCCCUCGGGCCUGGACCUCUUUCACAGGCUUCUGUUGCUGGACCAUUCCUUGGCUGACCAUCUGAAUGAGGAUUGUCUGAACGGCUCCCAGCUGCUGGUCAAUUUUGGCUUGAGCCCCGCUGCUCCUCUGACCCCUCAUCAGUUUGCUCUGCUGUGCCCGGCCCUGCUUUAUCAGAUCGACAGUCGUGUCUGCAUCCAGGCCCCUGGCCCAACGCCCCCCGGGGACCUUCUGUCCGCCCUGAUUCACAGUGCCCUGGCGGUCCUGCUGCUCAGCCUCCCGGCUCCCCUGUCCCUGCUCCUGCUGCGGCUCCUGGGAGCACGCCUCCUGCGGCCCCUGCUGGGCUUCCUGGGGGCCCUGGCCGUGGGCACUCUUUGUGGGGAUGCGCUGCUGCACCUGCUGCCUCACGCCCGAGGAGGACAGCACGCCGGGCUUAACGGGCACCCAGAGGAGGACCUGGGACCGGGACUGUCCGUGCUCGGAGGCCUCUUCCUGCUCUUUGUGCUGGAGAACAUGCUGGGGCUCCUGCGGCGCCGAGGCCUCGGGCCAGGAUGCUGCGGGCGGCAGAGGAAGGAGCUCGGCGCCCCCGGGCCGGACCCCGAGGACAGCGGGACGGGCCUUCAGCCCCUACAGGCGGCUCUGGAGCCGGCAGCCCAGGGCCGCGGGGAGCAGGCCGGCCGGGCCCCGCCAGCUCCCGCCCCCCCUGGCCACCAAGGCCACAGCCACGGGCCCCGGGGCAGCGCUGGCGCCAACAUAACGUGGAUGGUCCUCCUGGGAGACGCUCUGCACAACCUCACUGAUGGGCUGGCCAUAGGCGCCGCCUUCUCCGACGGCUUCUCCAGCGGCCUCAGCACCACCGUGGCCGUCUUCUGCCAUGAGCUACCCCACGAGCUGGGUGACUUCGCCAUGCUGCUCCGGGCAGGGCUGCCCUUCCGGCGGCUGCUGCUGCUGAGCCUGGUGUCCGGAGCCCUGGGGCUCGGGGGUGCAGCCCUGGGGGUGGGGCUCAGUUUGGGCCCCAUCCCCCUCACUCCCUGGGUGUUCGGGGUCACAGCCGGGGUAUUCCUCUAUGUGGCCCUCGUGGACAUGCUACCAGCCCUGCUUCGUCCUCCAGAGCCCCUCGCUACGCUCGACGUGCUGCUGCAGGGGCUGGGGCUGCUGCUGGGGGGCGGCCUCAUGCUCACCAUAGCCCUGCUGGAGGAGCAGCUAUGGCCCCUGGUCUCCGAUGGCUGACGGGGGCGGUGGAAAGGCAUCGGGGUUGCCCUUCCUUCCCCCCAACCACAGGAAUGGAGGCGGGACACAGGGCCAGUAGGAGCAAUAGGAUUUUAAUAAACAGAACCCAUCCCAAAGCCAUGACUACGACAGUUGUACUUGCACCAAAACAGCAUAGAAAACCAGGAUGUAGUGGGAGGGGGGCUCAAAGCAGGUCAGGGGAGGAUAUGAGCAGGGGCCUGGAGGGUGCAGGGUGCAUCAAUCUGCAGGGAGAGCAUUGUGCUUUAGCCCAGGGGGGAGAGGGGGUGGGGCAAAUGCACCGCAAGGUCCCCACUUUUUCCUGCUGCCCUCAGCACCCUGGGGUUACAGGCAUCUGGGCAGAUCUGCCCUUUAUUGCUGCCUACCAGCAUUAAACACCCCCGACCCCAACACUAGCACCACAGGUGGAUCUGGGGCAAGGAGAAGGGCGGUAACGGGAAAAUUGCUUAGAGAAAGAUUCAACUGGAAUCCAGUGAAUUGUGCUCAGUUCUCUUUACUUCCUACAACCGAGUACAUGGGUCACAGGGUGGAGGGUGCAACAGGACAUGGAACAUGCCCCUCAGUGCCCCCGACACACCCCUGCACACAGGAUGGUGGUGUCUGCAGCAUCACAGGUCAUGCAGGGCACGGGGGAAGGGGAGGUUCGCACACAUGUAGACGCCCACAGCGGGUACCAGACAGAGAACACCCCUGAAUAUACACAGCUGUACACAGGGAACCCCCAGGCCCCCAACCCAACCCUCUCCCCUGUCUUGCCGUCCCCCAGGCAGGAGGAACUGUAUUGCUUUGAGAGAGCCAC